Molecule: messenger RNA, 1953 nt
Organism: Lachancea thermotolerans CBS 6340
Lineage: Eukaryota; Fungi; Ascomycota; Saccharomycetes; Saccharomycetales; Saccharomycetaceae
Gene: UFO1
Product: SCF ubiquitin ligase complex subunit UFO1
Exons: 1
Coding region: 1-1953 (650 amino acids)
Biological process (GO): SCF-dependent proteasomal ubiquitin-dependent protein catabolic process
Cellular component (GO): SCF ubiquitin ligase complex
Molecular function (GO): protein binding
Source: RefSeq, a predicted model, not a curated record
AUGAUUGAUGCGGUUGGAAGUGGCACAUCGCUGCAAAGCUUGCCGACUGAAAUCUUGAUCAACAUUCUAAGUCAUUUAGACGAAAAGGAUCUAUACGCAGUACAAGCUACCUGUAAACAUUUCCGGGAUAUCAUCAAUGAUGAGGAGCUUUGGAAAAACCUGUUUGUGUCGCGGAUCAACACUCGGCUAUUUCCUUCCUUCUCGCGCUCUUUGAAGUUUAGUGUAGAAUAUGUGGAGAGAAACCGUGGACUCAACGAAUGGAGGCACAAUAGGGCCAUAAAGACCAGAUAUACCGUGGCGACUCAAAACCAGUACAACCAGCUCGAGCAGAUGGUAUUCGAUUACCCCCGCUGUGCGUGCUAUAGUGAUGGCGUCAUAAUGCUGGUUCAACUGCACUCCAGAAGGCGUAAAGAUAGGUUAACAUACAUGCCUUGUACAACACCACAUGGGUGUUCUACUAUGCAUUUUAAUAUAAACGCAGCAGUUUUUGGGCGAUUCGAUGGCCGUGUUUUCGGCAAACUUUUGACAAACAAGUCGCAUCUGUGCCCUGUCACUGAGUUCAAUGCCAUGCACCGCUCCUGUGUGACGGCCAUCACAACAGCCGCACUCGAGGACUCUUCAGAAGACUGGUGUGUAAGCGGUUGCGAAUCAGGACAAGUUAUUUGGUGGCGCGAGGCUAAACUGCAGAAGUCUUUGCAGAUUUCAAAUAAACCCAUUCUGCGACUUGCUUUGCACAAAGAUUGGACCGUAGCCGUGGACUCGGAACACAUUUGCAUUGUCCAAAAGAUGGACACCAUUUUAAGGCUAGACAUUCCAUCCAAUUUGAGGCGAUCUCCUAAUCAGAUUCAGUUUUUUAAGGUUGAUUUUGGUGGGAAAUUAUUGGUAUUAGGUGAUACAACUGAGAUUUAUGUUAUAUCUAUUGACGUUGAUCAAGAUUUUGGCCACACGAGGUCUUUGCGAUUCGAAAACAGUGUGCAAAACGUCUUCAUAGAUGAGGCGACUGCUAAGAGAACCCAAGAUGCUUCCAUCGCUGGUGGUGACGGUUGUUUUAUGGGCAUUUUGACCGCUGACAACUCUGUUCACACCGUAAACAUUCGCACACCUGGUUCCAAUCUUAGCAUACAAACAAAACUCACCUUUAUUGAUGAGGUUCAUGUUGCUCAGAUAAACAAUUUGGUGCUAGUAUGUGCUUUUAGUGGCUCCUUGGGAAUCUUUGAUGCUGCAAAUGGAUCUGAACUGAGGGUGGUACGAAAAACUGAGAAAACCCCACAAUUUUUGGGAGUCUCCCAUGGCCGAAUGAUUGUGGGAAGUGGUAACGUUUUACAUUUUCUGCAGUACGCCGGCCUGGAAGACAAACAAAAGAAGACAGGAUCUUCGCAAGUAACCAGAGGCAAUAAAUGGAACGAGGUGUUACAUUCCCAGCUAGACCUCUAUAAUGAAGAUGAAAAUUCUCGUUUGCAAGAGCAAAAGAGGCUUGAAAAGCUAAGGCGGAAGUUCUUGGGUGAUGUUGACGAUGAAGAAACUCAACUCCGGAUAGCAUUGAUGGAGUCUGAAGCUGCGGCUGCGAACUUCCCUUUUUCUGCCAUGAAAGAAAGCAGUACAGAGCCGGAUGAAGAACUUUUGAGGGCCAUUGAAGAGUCCAAGCUUAGCUUCGAGAACAGUUUAGCCAGCGAUGAACAGGGCGAAGACUUGGAGCUUCUUCGAGCAAUUCAGCAGUCAAGGGAGGAGGAAGAGUCUCGGCGGACCUCGCGUAGGUCGCAAAGGAGAAUGGCCCCUCUUGGCGAACUAGUAGGCUCCAGUAGUAUUGAGCCCCAGAGCAAUCGGCAGGAACAGCGUGCUAAUCCCGUAUGCCUGCAAUCUCAAGCCUCUGAAGUUUCUCCCGAUCAACAUAGACACUUUGAAGAUGAAGAGCUCGAACUUGCAAAAGCAUUAUCUCUAAGCGAGUUGAAUUGA